Messenger RNA from Hyla sarda, 453 nucleotides. Its product is annotated as apoptosis-associated speck-like protein containing a CARD. NCBI's taxonomy places the organism in Eukaryota, Metazoa, Chordata, Amphibia, Anura, Hylidae. The transcript is spliced from 2 exons. Gene Ontology annotation, biological process: innate immune response; inflammatory response; regulation of apoptotic process. Bases 72 to 341 code for a protein of 89 amino acids. The record is from RefSeq and is a predicted model, not a curated record.
UGCAGAGAAUAAUACUACACCUCGGGAUAAGACGGCUGCACUCUACUCUACGAGUGAGGAUUUCUCCAGACAUGGCUGAUGUGGAGCAUUUUGUGGAUAGACAUCGUGCAGCAUUGAUACAGCGGGUGGUCCUGGUGGCUCAGUUGUUAGAUGAUCUUUUGCAGUGGAGGCUGCUGACACAUGAACAAUAUGACAGAGUGCGCAGUAUGGCGACCUCCCAGGACCAGAUGAGAGAGCUCUUCAGUUUUGCUAGAUUCUGGGGAAAUGACGACAAGGACCAAAUCCUGCGAUCUCUGAGAGAACACAACGCUCCGCUCAUCAGGAGCCUGGAAGGAAAAUAAAGUGUAAUGGACACUGCCCGUGAUUCUGCUUAGAGUGUCAGCUCUUAGGGUCAGUGUCUUGAAGCUGCAGUUAUAUGGAAUGGGUUGUGUCACACAGUACUGAAAUAUGGUU